AAAAUCGAAUUUGCGGCUACGAUACAAGGGGCUGGCAGCGCGUCGCGUCCGCGCACCUUGACGACGUCCUGCACGUUGGCGACGACGAGCUUCCGGCGAUCAAGACCAUCGGCAACCGCUAGCUGUGCCGUCCGUCGCAGCGCCGGUGCUCACUGCCCCGAGAGCCGCGCCGCUAUCGCGUAGAUUAGCGGCUUUUAGGGCCUAAUCGACAAAUCGACUAACGUCAAUUGCA
Molecule: messenger RNA, 232 nt
Organism: Saprolegnia parasitica CBS 223.65
Lineage: Eukaryota; Oomycota; Saprolegniomycetes; Saprolegniales; Saprolegniaceae
Exons: 1
Source: RefSeq, a predicted model, not a curated record